Molecule: messenger RNA, 2744 nt
Organism: Lepus europaeus (European hare)
Lineage: Eukaryota; Metazoa; Chordata; Mammalia; Lagomorpha; Leporidae
Gene: MOCOS
Product: molybdenum cofactor sulfurase
Exons: 15
Coding region: 33-2702 (889 amino acids)
Biological process (GO): Mo-molybdopterin cofactor biosynthetic process
Molecular function (GO): pyridoxal phosphate binding; molybdenum ion binding; molybdenum cofactor sulfurtransferase activity
Source: RefSeq, a predicted model, not a curated record
CGGCCCGGACGGUUCGGCGGCAGACUUGGGCCAUGGCCGGCGUGGGGGCAGAGCCCGGGGCCGAGCUGCGGGCCUUGGCGCCGGGGUUCGCCCACGGCUACGGCCAGUGCAGCCUGCACGAGCUGCGGGCGCGCGAGUUCCACCGUCUGGCAGGAACUGUCUACCUCGACCAUGCGGGAGCCACCCUGUUUGCCCAGAGCCAGCUCACAAACUUCACUAAGGAUCUCACAGACAAUGUUUAUGGUAAUCCGCACAGUCAGAACACCAGCAGCAAGCUCACCCAUGACACUGUGGAGCAGGUGCGCUACAGGAUCCUGGCUCACUUCCACGCCAGCCCUGAGGACUACAGCGUGAUUUUCACCGCCGGCUGCACUGCGGCGCUCAAGCUGGUGGCAGAGGCCUUCCCCUGGGUGUCCCGGGGCCCAGAGAGCAGCGGCAGCCACUUCUGCUACCUCACGGACAGCCACACCUCCGUGGUGGGCAUGAGGAAGGCGAUCAUGGCCAUGGACGUCACGUUCACCCCGGUCAGGCCUGAAGACUUGCGCUUGGCAGAAAAACGGGGCGCUGCGGCCUGUGACCCCACCUGCCAGCUCCCACAUCUCUUCUGCUACCCGGCUCAGAGUAACUUUUCCGGAACUCGCUAUCCCCUGUCCUGGAUAGCAGAGGUCAAGGCUGGGCGCCGGAGCCCUGUGAGCACACCCGGGAAGUGGUUCGUCCUGCUGGAUGCGGCCUCCUACGUGAGCACGUCACCCCUGGACCUGUCGGCUCAUCAGGCCGACUUGGUCCCCAUCUCCUUCUACAAGAUCUUCGGGUUCCCCACGGGCCUGGGCGCCCUGCUGGUCCAUAAGCGCGUGGCCCCCUUGCUGAGGAAAACCUACUUUGGAGGAGGCACGGCCGCUGCCUACCUUGCGGGCGAAGACUUCUACGUCCCCAGAUCGUCAGUGGCAGAAAGACCACAGAACACACGGGGACUGUGCUGGCCACAGCGUGACCUUGCUCCCCUCCCCCCUCGUGGUCGCAGGUUUGAAGACGGCACCAUCUCCUUUCUUGACGUGAUUGCCGUAAAACAUGGCUUCGACACCCUGGAGCGCCUCACAGGCGGCAUGGAGAACAUACAGCAGCACACCUUCUCGCUGGCCCGGUACACGUACGCUGCCCUGUCCUCUCUCCGGUACCCCAACGGGGCCCCUGUGGUGCGGAUUUACAGCGAUACGGAAUUCAGCAGCCCUGAGGUUCAGGGUCCAAUCCUCAACUUCAACGUGCUGGAUGACAACGGGAACGUCAUUGGUUACUCCCAGGUGGACAAAAUGGCCUGUCUGCAUAACAUCCACCUGCGCACCGGCUGCUUCUGCAACACGGGCGCCUGCCAGAGGCACCUGCAGAUCAGCAACGAGAUGGUCAAGAAGCAUCACCAGGCUGGUCAUGUCUGUGGAGACAACGUGGACCUCAUAGACGGGCAGCCGACAGGCUCCGUGAGGAUUUCCUUCGGGUACAUGUCCACCCUGGAGGACGCCCAGGCCUUUCUCACGUUCAUCCGAGCCACCUGGCUGCACCCCGCGGCCGGCCACACCACCCCUCCUGCUGCGGUUGCCUUGGGAAGGGGCACGGCCCAGGACAGGGCUGCUGGCCAGGACACGGGCAGCCCCUCCCCUCGGGAAGGCGCUCUCCCCGCCCCUGCCCCUGCCGCUGUGGGCCUGUGCCCAGCUUCGUGUGAGGCUGUGAGAGCCCAGCCGAUGUCUUCAGGAGCUGCCCCCGUCCUGGAUGGAGACCUUGGGACUCACGUUGUCACCAACAUUUACCUCUACCCCAUCAAAUCCUGUGCUGCGUUUGAGGUGAGCAGCUGGCCUGUAGGAAAGCAAGGACUGUUGUACGACCGGAGCUGGAUGGUUGUCAAUCACAAUGGCAUCUGCCUGAGUCAGAAGCAGGAGCCACGGCUCUGCCUGAUCCGGCCCUUCAUCCACCUGCAGCACAGGGUCAUGGUCAUCGAAGCCGAAGGGAUGGAGCCUAUCGAGGUGCCUCUUGAGGAAAACAGUGAACAGGCUCAGAUUUGCCAAAGCAAGGUCUGUGCCGACAGGGUAAAUACGUACGAUUGUGGAGAGAACAUCUCAAACUGGUUGUCGAGGUUCUUUGGCCGUCCAUGUCAUCUAAUCAAACAAAGUUCAAGCUUCCAGCGGAAUGCAAAGAAGAAACAUGGACAAGAUCAAUUUCCUACCACAACAGCCACCCUUUCUCUGGUGAAUGAGGCGCAGUACCUGCUGGUAAAUCGCUCAAGUGUGUGGGAACUUCAGCAACAGCUAAGCACGAGCGAUGAGAAGGGAAGGCAGGAAUCAUUCCCAAUCCAAGACCUCAUCUCGCGCUUCCGUGCCAAUAUCGUUACCAGUGGCACGAGGGCUUUUGAAGAAGAGAAAUGGGAUGGAAUCUCAGUUGGCUCCUUGCAUUUCCAGGUUGUGGGGCCGUGUCACAGGUGCCAGAUGAUUUGCAUCGACCAGAAAACUGGGCAGCGGAACCAAGACGUUUUCCAAAAACUUUCUGAGAGUCGCAAGAGAAAGGUGAACUUCGGCGUGUACCUGAUGCACACCUCUCUGGAUUCAUCUUCUCCAUGCUUCCUGUCUGUGGGAUCUCAGGUGCUCCCCGUGCUGAAAGAGAACGUGCAACACCAUGAUUUGCCUGCAUCCGAGAAACCUCAGGAUGUUAGCUCCUAAUUUUCCACCCAGCACUCAUUAAAGUUUCUCUGUUCUAAUGAU